This is a messenger RNA of Mollisia scopiformis, 1125 nucleotides long. RefSeq lists its product as uncharacterized. Gene Ontology annotation, molecular function: acetylglucosaminyltransferase activity. The transcript has a single exon. The coding region runs from base 1 to 1125 and encodes 374 amino acids. The record is from RefSeq and is a predicted model, not a curated record. Lineage: Eukaryota; Fungi; Ascomycota; Leotiomycetes; Helotiales; Mollisiaceae.
AUGAUUUUCGGACUGCAGACCACAAUCGAUCGGUUGAAGGACACGGUGAAGCACUUGGCGCGCUGGCUGCCAAAUACCGGCGCGCGCCUCUAUGCGAUUGUGAUUGAGACGGAAGAGAUUCCAGCAGAAGAUGGCGAGAUGAAGAGACUCGAGAAGGAUUUCGAAGCGCUUGGCAUGAAUGUUACGAUUCUGCAACCGGUGCGACCCAUCGAUACGUUCCCGCAGCGGUAUUUCUCCCUCGUGCCCAUCAUGUACGCUGCGCGCGACGAGAAGACUCAAUGGGUGACGCUGAUUGACGAUGAUACUUUCUUCCCGAGCUUGCACGAUCUCCAGACCGAACUCGUGAAGUACGAUGCGACGAAACCGCAGUAUAUAGGGUCGUUGAGCGAAGAUUGGUGGGCUGUCAACCAUUAUAAACUGAUGGGUUUUGGAGGCGCUGGAAUAAUUCUCUCGGUCCCAAUGGCCAAGAUAAUCGACGACCACCUGGACAAUUGCAAGGAGAACUUGAGAACUUCGGCUGGUGAUAUCACCGUGAUGGAUUGCAUAUACAGACACACCAGCACGAAAUUGACCCACGUUCCCGGACUCCAUCAAGUGGACAUGCACGGUGAUCUGGCCGGGUUCUACGAAUCGGGAAGAGAAAUGCUUUCCCUGCACCACUGGAAAGAAGGUUCAGCCGCAGGCUACAAGCUCGAAAUGGAGAAAAUGCAUCUGGUAGCCGAUAUCUGCGACUCCUGCUUUCUCCAACGCUGGCAAUUUCCCAAAGAGACCCUCCUCACAAACGGCUUCUCCAUCAGCGUAUACCCGCAAGGCCUCAUCUCAGGCCAGAAACCCGGAUUACUCGGCACGGGCGUCGGGGGCCCAAAAAUCGAAAAGCUGAAUCUGGAGCAGAUGGAAGAAACGUGGGGAGGCGACAUUGAGGUUAUACAUAGUCUGGCGCCUACGCGACCGAAGCUAGAUGAGGAGGCGAAGGUAGGGUAUAAGUUACUAGACAGCAUGUUGGUACAUAAUGGCGCCGAGCCGGGGGCGGUUAGGCAGAUAUAUUUUAAGGAGGGAGGCGAGAAGGAGGGUGGUGGGAAGGAGAUGGAUACUGUUAUGGUGCUUAAUUGGCGGAAGGGGGAGUGA